Somion occarium is the source of this 582-nucleotide messenger RNA. The record is from the annotation of a GenBank genome assembly. Lineage: Eukaryota; Fungi; Basidiomycota; Agaricomycetes; Polyporales; Cerrenaceae.
GUGCAUGAAGAUGUGAAUGAUCUGUCCGUCGCUGUUCAGAGUCCUGCUCUUCGUCGUCCUCAGCCAUACCUAUACCUGUUGGCUCCGGUGUCCGAGGGCGACCAAGCUCGUCACGACGUCGUCUCCGUUCUUCCUCCUCCUCUUCGGCUGCCAUUUGCUCUUCGUCUUCUUCGUCAACCCGCUCAAGCUCGUGAGGAAUCACUGUGGCGACACUUCGUGCAUCGUCAUCUUCAUCAUGCAUGUACUCGCCAUCGCCGCCCUCCUCCAUGCGCGAAGGAUGCCGUCGAAGCCUCAUGUUCGGCAAGCAUACCCUCAAGAGAUCGGAUCUUGUCGACAUGAGAUGCUAGGGACAUCUGGGUCUCAUGGAGUUGCGCCUGAAGUUGCGCUAGCGCCGCCGUUGAGUCCUGUGUUGACGUCGAACUACCGGUCACUUGACUCGAUUCGGCCGGCUGUGGCUGCUGCGUCGAUUGAGCAGCAACGACGGGAGGAAGGGUCUGCGGAUAAGGAGGGAGAUUCGGUGGCUGCCGGAAAUGUUCAGGUCGAAUGAAGUCUCAAGUUUGUUAAUAGUACGCACCAAGUUAC